AUGGAUGUGUAUGUAGACGAAAGUGAAUUAAAGAAGACUAGCUAUGAAACGCUGACCGCUUCCAAUGAGAAAGAAGACCCUACAGUUGAAAAAGAAGAGAGCAAGCAGCUUGGAAAAACCAAAAAUUUUCUCGAUGACGAUGAGAUUAUAGCAAAUAUUAUCCUCUUCUUCCUAGCUGGUUUUGAAACCACCUCAUCCGCCUUGGUGCACACUCUGUUUCACCUUGCGCAAGACCAAGAGAUUCAGAACCGCCUGCUGAGUGAGAUAGAAGAGGCACUGCACGGUUUGGACAUCACUUCAGGGGAGUACUACGACACGGUGAUGACAAAAAUCUCGUACUUGGACGCCUGUAUCAAGGAAACACUGCGUCUUUACCCGCCACUAGUUCGUCUGGAGCGUCGAGUGAACACUGAUGGCUACAAUUUGGGUGGAGUUGAGCUGGAGAACGACCAACUGGUGACCAUAUCGGCAUUUUCCAUUCACCGCAAUCCCAAGUACUACCCGGAGCCGCUGACCUACAACCCUGAACGAUUCAUGCCAGAGAACAAGCACCUUCUGACGCCGUACACCUAUCUUCCGUUUGGCGUUGGCAGUAGAAACU
Molecule: messenger RNA, 601 nt
Organism: Rhagoletis zephyria (snowberry fruit fly)
Lineage: Eukaryota; Metazoa; Arthropoda; Insecta; Diptera; Tephritidae
Product: cytochrome P450 3A13-like
Molecular function (GO): oxidoreductase activity, acting on paired donors, with incorporation or reduction of molecular oxygen; iron ion binding; heme binding
Source: RefSeq, a predicted model, not a curated record